Messenger RNA from Siniperca chuatsi (mandarin fish), 1958 nucleotides. RefSeq names its product transmembrane protein 138-like. Gene Ontology annotation, cellular component: cilium. Bases 914 to 1228 code for a protein of 104 amino acids. The record is from RefSeq and is a predicted model, not a curated record. NCBI's taxonomy places the organism in Eukaryota, Metazoa, Chordata, Actinopteri, Centrarchiformes, Sinipercidae. The transcript has 5 exons.
ACAAGAGGCCAGAGGAGCCAAGGCAAAGAUUUACAGUACCUACUUAACUAAUACUCCCAGUGGCGCAACAGUAGUGAAAGGAGGACCUGUUUUCUCAAUCUACAACAAACAAGUGAAGAAAUAAGAGUCUGUGUUAAUGUGAUGGAUGGAAGUAACCUGAAGGAAUACCUCAGGAUCUGUUUGUCUUUUUCUGUAUUUCUGGGAUAUCAUCAGGAAAGAUGCUCUUUUGAGAGAGAAGCUGCUUUUCUACUUAACGAGUCUCUGCUGGAUUUACUUUGGUGCUGAUGUUUCACCAGUUUUGAGAUGAAGGUUCAAGAAAACAGCUUGCCAGUGCUGGAGGCUUUUACCAAACCAUAGACUGUACUGCGCGACCACAUCUGUUUAUGCUGGAGCUGUAAAAAUCAACAGUUGUGACAUGUUGACAUCUGUGAUUUCCAGGCAGCUCAUCCCAAAACCGGACUCUGUUUCCCAUUGUGAAAGGACUUCAGUUUUUCCCAAGUAAACAGGACUAGUUUUAACAACAGAAAAUGGAGCCCUAAUGUUGUAUAGGCUGUAUCACACUUCACCUGCAUUUGGGCAAUCAGAGUGGCGCCAUUUGAACGCCUCACUAAGACCCCAAAACAGUCAGGACUGUUGUGUGUGGAUUGAUGUUUCUAUGUAGUGUGUGUGAGAGUGCAGCGCAGCCUUGGAUCCAUCGUGGAACCACAGUCCGCCCGGGCGCCCAGCCUUCGGGUCGGAGACGCUCCAAACCAGCAACUACUCUCUGGUGUUACUGAUUCAGCUCAGCCUGCUCUCCUUCGACCUGUUCGUCAACUCCUUCAGCGAGCUGCUGAGGGCUGAACCGGCCGUCCAGCUGGUACUUUUCAUUAUCCAGGACAUUUCCAUCCUGUUUAACCUGAUCAUCAUUCUGUUGAUGCUGUUUAACACAUUCGUGUUCCAGGUCGGCCUGGUCGCCAUAUUGCUGGAGCGAUUUAGAGCUCUGCUAAUGCUCUCUGCUCUCUAUUUGACCUUCAGUAUCAUACUGCAUUCCUGGCUUAUGAAUCUGCGUUGGCUAAAUACCAACAGAUAUAUUUGGACAGACGGCCUUCAGGUGUUGUUUGUGUUCCAAAGAGCAGCUUCUGUGUUGUACUACUACUUGUACAAGAGGACCUCAGAGUAUCUGGGUGACCCUCGCCUCUAUGAGGAUUCGCCGUGGCUGCGAGAAGUCUUUGCUCGGGUCAGACAGUGAUCUCACUGCAACAGAGCACAUGAAGAGGCCAGAACCUGUGUAAAAAUGGCACAAUAAAAAAAAAAAAGGAAAGCAAAUAUGUUGCAAUAAAGUGUUCUUUGGAAAAUCCAUACAAUGGGAAAACAUGGCCACUUCAAUACAGUGUAUUUUAAAGGUACAGGAAAUGUAUUUCCAAUCUCAAUACCAUUUUAAAACACUCAUUUCCAAAUUUUAAAAUAAGAAAUACAUUCAGGCCUAAAAUGCUUUUUUUUGCAACACAUGCAUUACAAAUCUAUGUGACAGGAAUUGUAGCCAAAAAAUAUAAUUACACAUAACAUUUCCUUCCAAUGCAGGAAGGAUUGUGCCAAAAUCUGUUAAGGCGUUUUAGAACAACACGGUCAGAACGUCUCAUCAGGCUUGUUUUGCUGUUCAUAUGAAAAAAAUGACAUGAAAAGUGAGAUAAUGAUUUCUUUGAAUAUUCUGUUGAUACCAGUCACCACAUGCCCUUUUUAUUUUCUUUUGUUAAUGCUGUACAUUUUUUAAAAAGACUAUAUUGCAGUUGUUUUAUAUACAUUUGAGACUAUUUGUGUUGCUUUGAGUUUGUUUGUAAUGUCGAUAUUGAACUGUUUAACUUUAUUAUGGUUUGGCCAGUUACUGAUCUCCACUGUCUGUAAAAUCUGACCCAUCAUGUGCAGCUGACAUGUACAAGCUUAAAAUACAAUAAAACGUGUUUUAAAAUGUUGGUAAUUUA